This is a messenger RNA of Drosophila grimshawi, 582 nucleotides long. RefSeq lists its product as uncharacterized. Gene Ontology annotation, cellular component: extracellular region. The transcript has a single exon. Lineage: Eukaryota; Metazoa; Arthropoda; Insecta; Diptera; Drosophilidae. Bases 22 to 330 code for a protein of 102 amino acids. The record is from RefSeq and is a predicted model, not a curated record. Gene Ontology annotation, biological process: defense response to bacterium.
UUUCAGCAGUAUAUAUUCAUAAUGCGAUCGGUAAACAUCAUAUUGCUGUUUGUGCUAAUCUUGAGCGUUGUUGCUGCUAUGCCCAUUGGGACAAGGCAACGGCGACAGAUUGAUUUGACUGUAUCAGCGGAACACGAUGACAAGGACGAUGAAACGGAGCUGGCACUGGAGGCCAUAGCUGGACUGUGGAGUAGCGCCGAUAGUCGGACGAAAAUCGAUGGAUCCGCUAGAGUUGUGCAUCGCACCAGUGGAAUGCAAACGGGUAACACAAGCUACCAGGCGCGCGUCCAUCUGCGUCAUGAAUAUAAGACCAAUCCGUAUCAAACUUAAUAAUCCCACACACACACACACAAAACCAAGGUUCCGAGCAGGACUGGCGGCUGGGCGUGCGUGUCGUAUUCAGUUAAGGACGCUGGCAGGCGGAGACACAGAGAGAGAGAGCGUGGGGGAACGGAAAACCCCCACUCAAUUAUACAUUUCACAAUUGCGUGCACUGAUGUCAAGGAAUACCGCUAAUGAUAAUUGAUAACAUUUUGACCUUAGCUUUUGAUUAAUAAACAAACAUUUAAGUAAAUUGCAAAA